AAUAAUGAAAUUGCAGCUAUAACUUCUAAUCAAAAUAGUCCUAAAGAGACUUCUUCUAGGUUUUUCAGUUAUAGUAUUAUGGCCGAUAAAAGUACGCGGGGUGAAAAGAAAGUAUUAAUUAUUUGUUUUUCAUAUUGGAAUAAUAUUAAAGAAAAGCCAAUAAUUACCGUUACCAAAGUAACCGAUAUAACACAUUGUAAUGCAGAAACAAUUUUGACUACGGUAUAUGAAAUGUGUAAACAAAAAGGAAUUGAUCUCCAAAUGUAUCAUUUUUGGCUAACUGAUAAUACGGCUUAUAUGUCUUCAGAGGCCAAUAGUACAAUCGCUAAAUUUAAUUUAUUAGCAGCUUCCAAAUCAUUUCGAAUACCUUGUGGAUUAUAUGCAACCCAUAUUUCUCUAAUGAAUUUUGAAAAUAAAGUAUUUGGUAAGUUAGAUACUAUUAAGAGAUUAUCAUUAAAAGAACAUCCAUUUAAUUUACUUAAUCUUGCUUUUUAUCUUCAUGAUGGAUACGAUCUUUCAGAUAAGGACAGCCCGUUAAAUCUAAAAUCUGAAAUAAUAAAAAAACUUUAUAAAGCGCUUUUUAAUUUUGAAAUGAGCAAGUAUCAACAACCUAUUCGCCAACG
This is a messenger RNA of Racocetra persica, 623 nucleotides long. NCBI's taxonomy places the organism in Eukaryota, Fungi, Glomeromycota, Glomeromycetes, Diversisporales, Gigasporaceae. The record is from the annotation of a GenBank genome assembly.